This is a messenger RNA of Vicugna pacos (alpaca), 8120 nucleotides long. Lineage: Eukaryota; Metazoa; Chordata; Mammalia; Artiodactyla; Camelidae. The record is from RefSeq and is a predicted model, not a curated record.
GGGAGGAAGGCGGAGGCCGAGGCCUCCGCGGGGGGAGAAGAGAGAAGCAAGAAGUGGAAGGCGGGUCCCCACCCCCUCCCCCUGGACUGGCGCUGUCCCCGGGGGAGGACUAGGCCGGCCCCUUGAGCCGGCUCUCCCUCCCCAUCCCCAGCGACACCCAGGUCGCUUCCACUCGCAGUGUCUGCGCUCUCUUCCCUCCUGGAGCUCAGGCUGCCCUCCCCUCAGUCUCUGCUGUCCAGCUGCUGAGGACUCCCAGCCUCUGCACCCUCCAGAAGACCCUCUACGUCACCUCCAUGCCCAGCCGGGGCUGCCCCUGGGGGUCCUGGCCCUGGGGGCCAUGGUGGAGAAUUCUUUGGAGCACAGCGGGCCAGGGAGGAUGUGUAGGGGCUGCCUCGUGGUCCUGCUGGGGUUGGUCCCGGAGGCCUUGGGUGGGCUGGGAAGGCUCUGCCCUGUGGGUCAGGCCUCCACCCCAGCUUCCCAUCCCACCUCCUUGCGGUGCCCUUGGCCUCGAGGGUCUCCCUGGCUCUCCCAGGUCCUGGCGUCCCUUGGGCCACUGCCCCUCCCUCUGCAUCCCCCCAGAGCAGACCAGGUUCUGGGCUAAGCUGUCUUCCCUGUUCAUUGCCUCAGGGAGGCUGAGGGCAGCUGAGACGUGACUGGCAAGAGGCAGGCUUUGGGCCAGCAGGGCUUUGGGGGGCUUGUGCGUUGCCUCCCUCAUGCUGGCCUGGGAAGUGCAGGUUCCCAGCCACACCCUGGUCCUGCCCCUGGGAGUCCACAGCCUGAGAGGGCAGUGGCUGGCUUCAAGGGCAGCCCAAUGGACCAGAAAUUUCAGUGCACAGACCUGGGUUCUGGUCUUGAUUGACUCGCUUAGGCAGCUCACUGCUCCAGCAAACCCAUCCUCUCAUCUGUAAAGCAAGCAUGGUGGUGCAAGUGAUGCUUAAUGUUCAGGGUUGUGGUGGAGAGUAAAUGAGACGGGCAUUGACUGUGGGAGUUGAGGGUGACCAGAGGACAGGCUAGAGUGUGUGCUUGAGCUGGGGAACCCCAUAGGGAGGCUGUUAGCCUUGCAGGGUUGAGGGACACAGCGGAUCCCUAUUGGCAGAGGGAGAUGUGGACUAGCUUGCAUUGGGAGCAAGCAUCACACCCUGCAAACCUCAGGGCCUCUGGGUGGCUCUGGGCAGUGUCUGCUGUGUGGGAUCCCAGUCCCCGGUGGCUCUCAGCAGUGAUCUGAAGUCCCUCAGCAGCUAUUGCUCCCACUUAACUUGCCUAAUUCCUGAGCCACCUGACUCCCAGUGAGCUGGGACUGCCACCCCAAGCGUCUUGUGGGGUCUGGUUUGUCUGCUGCAAGAUGUGCACAUGUGAGAGCCCAGGGGAGCAUGGCCAGGAGGAAGGCAGAGGCUUGAAGGACAGGAUGAGAAGAGGUUCUGGUGUGUGUGUCAGGGGAGCCUGAGGGGACCAUUAGGGUCAGGUGCUAAGUUGGCAAAAGGACGAAUUCGAGCCCCUAGGGAAGGGGUCUGGCUCCAGGGAAGUGCUGGCGACCACAGAAGGGAGGUGUUGCCCCAUGAUCUGGAGGCUGGAGGGAGCAGUGGAAGUGUGGUGCCUGAGAGUGGGACCCUGGAGGUCCGUGCUGGGCCUGAUAUGGACGGGAAGUGGGGAGUGGGCAGGAGCCUCCCAGAGACUGCUCACCUCCUGGGCAGGGCUGGGGGCUCUGGAUGGUGGGAAGGGGCAGUUUAGUAGCAGAGGACCCAGCUCUUGCCCACAGAAUCACAGAAGGGGUCCCAACAGGGACCGGAGGGGCUGGAUGGAGGGGAAGAGCAGGUGCCCUCACUCGUGGGUCAGGAAGGUGGGAUGCUCCAGAAUUCCAGGACCCCCUCAGGCCUUCUCUGACAUGCCCGUGAGCCUCAAACAGGCUGUGGACUUUGCCUGGAAUCUGCCCUCAUUUCCUCUCCAUCCUCCCAGUCCAGCCCCAGCAGCCCCUCCUCUGAGAACCUUUCCAGAUCCCUCUGGCCCACGCCUCCUUCUAAAGGACAGGCCUGUCUCAGAAGUUGCUGCUCCCUUCAGCGCAGCCGUCACCUGGAAGAAAGGCUGCCUCGGUGUGCCACGGAGGGGCGCUCAGUGCCACUCUGGUGCCUCCCCUAGUGUCUGGGCUGGUGGUCUCUGCCAGAGACCCCCACAGCUGGUAUCUUCUGCCCAUCUGUCACAGGAGCAUUCAUCUAUGGCCCUUUGGUGGCCUCUGCAAACCAUGAGCCAGGUACGAGGAGCCAAGUGGGCCAAGGAGCAGAGGCAGGGCCGUGCUUGAGCUGGUCUGUCUGACCCUCUGGCCCUUUCCCUUCAGCCUCCAGGGCUGCAUCAUUGAAUCUGUGUCCCAGGGACCCCAGAAGUGGGCCCGCCCCCUCCUGUCCUCAGUGGAGCCACCCCCCAGGAGUCCCUGGGGCCGUGCACCUAGCGCUGCCUCUUCAGCAGGCCAGCCUUUCACCCACCAGGGUCUGUUCCCAGGGCCACUGAGAAGCGUCCCCCCAUCUUGUCCUCUGCAGGCAUCAUGGUGCCUGUCAUCCUGCCAUUAGAGGGUUCACGUGAGGGAGGUGCCAUCUCACUGUGGCCUGUUGUACCUGUGAGGAGCUGCGGUGCAAAGGGGAAGCCUCUUGCUCCGGGUCUCGGGGAGUGUGAGACGGAGUAGGACCUCACUUGGGUUCCUUCCGACACAAGGUGGGGCACCCGGCACCUGGUGUGUGGAGAGGCCCCUUGGAGGGGGUGUCAGGUGAGGUGGCCACCUCAGUCUGGGAGCCGGCAGCCUCUCUGGCAUCUGGCCUGGACACGAGGGGAUGGGAGGGAGAUUCUAGGCCCCCAGUGGGGAGAAGGGCAUUGGCGCGCCCGGAGCCUGCUCUAGGGGCUGGGCUCCGUGCAGUGAGUGGGCCCUGAGCUGCAUUCCUGCCCACAUCCUGCCCCCAGGCACUGAGAGCAGCAGCUGCACACCCAAGGGGCCGUAGGGGAGGGCACACCGCUGGGACCUGCCUGGGGACCGCAGGCCCAGCCCACAUUGAGUUCCUGAAGCUGGAGCCUCUGGCAGCCCUUCAGGGAGGGAGGGAAGAGGCACCCCCCUCAGCAGAUGCUCACCUCCAGGCAGCGCCCGAGGACACUGCCCCACCUGAGUGCCGGGUUUGGAGAGGGGCUCGGUGGGCCCCGGAGCCCUGGGGUUUGGGAGGCUUGUGCCCAGGCCAGUCAUGGCAGAGCCAGUGGAGGGCUUGUGGCUGGAGCUGAGCUGCCUGUCCAGCUGUUUCUCCGCUCUGAGUCAGGAUGUCAGUGCUCCUCAGUCUGCCUUCCAUUUCUCUCAACUACCCCCCCACAGACGGUCUGAGAAUUCCCCAGGGCCGUCUUCAAACCCCUAGCUGUCCCAGCUGUGUGCACACCAUGUCACGUCACUUGUGUUCAUCUCAAUUCCUGUUUUCAUCUCCAGGAUUCUGUACUAUUUCUUGCUCAUAUUUGCUGGUUCUUGUUUUGUUUCUGCCAGUCAUUCUCAUUCUGGCUUAUGGAUUCUGUUUCUUUAUCUCUUUGAAGAUCCUAACUGCCUUUGAAAGGUAUCAGUAGAUUACUCUGUCACCUUCAGCUCUUCUGGAAGGAAUGAAUCAUAUUUGACACUGCUGCUUAGCCUUCUUAGCCUCCGUUUUCCUCCUGUGCUUUGAAAUUGUGGCUUGCAGGCUCCUCUUAGGUGGGAGCUAAGUCCUGGAGGCGGGGAGUGACCUGCAUACUGGGGCAGCAGCUGGCUCUCAGGACAGUCUCCUGGGGAAGGCUUGGCAGGGGGCACAGAGCUGCCUGCGGUCCGGCAGCGGGGAUGCUGCCUGGCACAGAGUACGUAUUUGGAAACAUUUGCUAUGAGGAAGUAGUGGAGGAUUCUCAGGCUGGGAGCCCAGGAGGAGGCCCAGCACGGCUGUGAGAGGUCCACGUCCCUACCCUGGUCUUGGUGCACUGCCCAUAGCUGCUCCCAGGAGCAGGUGUGCAGGGUCCUGCCUGGAAGCUGGCGGGCACCUCUGUCCAGCAGGCUCUGGGGGGUACAGCCACCAUCUGGACAUGUGUACGGAAAGCCUCACUAGUGUGACGUACAAGGAGCCAGGAAACUGGUGGGUUUGAUUAAAUCGCAUUUUAAUUAAUGUGGCCAGGCCGGUGGAGGGUGAGGAGGAAGCUGGGAAGAAGCGGCAGUUUUGAGUGACUGCUGGGGAACCCGCAGGGCUGUCCUCCCAAGGCUUAUCUAGCACGUUGCCCAGCAUGUGACCUAGUCUGUAUGGGACAGCUUCUGCCCUCUGCCCUGUCCCCAGCAAGGGACAAUCACAGGGAAACACUAUAUUAAUAGUAUUUAAUUUCCCCUCCUGGCUAGCAACAGAUGACUCAAGGAUUAAUUAGACAGAGCCAACAGAGAGGGAUAGGAAAUUGCCAGGUUGUGGCCCCACCCCCAGCCCCCUCCCCAGGCCUCCGACCUUCCUGUUGCUCUUAGAGGCCUCUGAAGGGAGGGAAGCAGAGAGGGGCCAGGAGGCCCCGGGAAUCUUCCUGCUGCUGCUUUCCGAGGGCACUUCCCCAGCUCCGUUCCACCCUUUCAUGCUCAUGGUGAGGCUGGGAGGUCAUAGUCUCUUUGGGCCUUAGAUCCCUCAUCUGUAAAGCGGGGUUCAUGGGGUUGGCUGAUGAGAACACAGACAACCCCCAGAGCCCCUGCACCCUCACUUCCUGUGCUCCCAAGCAAGCCCCACUAUUGAAGAGGGUUUGGAGAGGAGUCCAGGCUGGUAGCCCUUGGGAGAGCACAGGCCUUGAUGGCGUGGUGGUGGCCGGAACCCAGUUCUCCCCAGCUGGCUGACUGUAUGGUUGAUUCCCUAUUCCUGUCAGUGACACAUCAGAAGCUUGAAACAGGCCAUCAAGGGAGCAUUUAUAUUGCAAAAAUCUGGCAAAGGCCACAAGUUAGGGUGCCCCCAACCCUGGGCUGACAGCUGGGAAGCUCCGACCUCCUCCCGUUCUCCUCCCUGCCCUGCCUGCCUCACGGUGCCCUGGGCUCCACUGACACGCUUCGCUUGGGGCUGGGAGAUUCUAGUUUGGUGAUGCCCAGACUGUUCCUGGGGCCAGUGAGCCUCACCCUGGGAUGUGCUGGCAGCAGCUGGGGGACCUGCAGGAAAGCUGUAGAAGGCCACUGGGGAGCCCGAUGUGCAGGGAGGCAACCUUUUAGGACCUAGCCAGCCGGGGCGCAUUAGAUGUGUCUGGCUCCUUGCAGGACUGACAUGGGCAGGAGGGUCUACUGCAUCCAGGGAGACCUGGACGGGCACCCCAGCCUGGAGGACAGCAGGAAGGGUGUUGGUGCCAGGUGCUGUAGACCUGGGAGCCCACAGUAUAGAAGGUUGUGGGGAGACCCUGAGAACUGGGGGGCUACAGGCAGGCACUCGGGGCUGCCAGGAGACCCUCACUGAACAGAGGGUUGGGUUAGGGUCCCCAAAUGCCCUUCCAUGCCAGGCAGCCCGGCUCACGUGGAGUCAGCCCAGCAUCCAGGGUAGGUGCUAGUUGGGGGACCCCAUCAGUAGGGCUCUGGGCAGUGGGGCCACACAGCCCAGCCUCAGCUCACAAAAAUGUACUUCUCUGAGUCAGGUGGAUCACUGGCAGUCCCACCUCAUCUGUCCCCAGCAGAGCCCUCUGUAUCUGGACGACAGACUGGGGCCAAGCCAGGCUUCUGCCCUGGGCUGUUGGCUGAGGCCAGGCUCCAGCGCCCUGUGCUCCAGCACCACCAGUGAGGGCAAGGGGGCUUGCCUGCUGGCAGUGGAAGACAGGACCAGACAGCUACCCGGUCCUUCCAGGUACCUCAGGAACUCAGGCCGAGCUGAGCCAAGAUGCCGCCAGAGCCCCUGGAGAGGGCCUGGCUUCUGGAGGCUGGGUUGAAAAGGCCCUAGAGGCGGCCCCCCAUUGGCAGGGACGCCCCUGGCUCCUGUGAAGAAGGGGCUCAGGGCCUGGGCAGGGCCGGCAGUGCUGCAGCUAUGGACCGUGAGCUGGCCCGGCCCGCGUCCUUGCUGACCCCGCCCAGCGGCGGCUGUGCCCACCAUGGGUUCCUGGGUGUACAUCAUGGUGGAGCUGGCCAUCGCUGUACUGGCCAUCCUGGGCAACGUGCUGGUGUGCUGGGCUGUGUGGCUGAACAGCAACCUGCAGAACGUCACCAACUACUUUGUGGUGUCCCUGGCGGCGGCUGACAUCGCUGUGGGGGUCCUCGCCAUCCCCUUUGCCAUCACCAUCAGCAUGGGGUUCUGUGCCGCCUGCCACAGCUGCCUCUUCUUUGCCUGCUUCGUGCUGGUCCUCACGCAGAGCUCCAUCUUCAGCCUCCUGGCCAUCGCCAUUGACCGCUACAUCGCCAUCCGCAUCCCACUCCGGUACAAUGGCUUGGUGACCGGCACAAGGGCCAAGGGCAUCAUUGCGGUCUGCUGGGUGCUGUCAUUCGCCAUCGGCCUGACCCCCAUGCUGGGCUGGAACAACUGCAGCCAGCAGAGGGAGGGCAGGAACCAGUCGCAGGACUGCGGGCAGGGCCAGGUGGCCUGCCUCUUCGAGUAUGUGGUCCCCAUGAACUACAUGGUGUACUACAACUUCUUCGCGUGUGUGCUGGUGCCCCUGCUGCUCAUGCUGGGCGUCUACCUGCGGAUCUUCCUGGCCGCCCGGCGCCAGCUGAAGCAGAUGGAGAGCCAGCCUCUGCCAGGCGAGCGGGCUCGGUCCACGCUGCAGAAGGAGGUCCACGCUGCCAAGUCGCUGGCCAUCAUCGUGGGGCUCUUCGCCCUCUGCUGGCUGCCCCUGCACAUCAUCAACUGCUUCACCUUUUUCUGCUCCAAGUGCAGGCAUGCCCCACCCUGGCUCAUGUACCUGGCCAUCAUCCUCUCCCACACCAACUCCGUGGUGAACCCACUCAUCUAUGCCUACCGCAUCCGUGAGUUCCGCCAGACCUUCCGCAAGAUUAUCCGCAGCCACAUUCUGAGGCGGCGAGAGGCCUUCAAGGCAGGCGGCACCAGCGCCCGGGCUCUGGCAGCUUCUGACAGCGACACAGAGCAGCUCAGCCUCCGCCUCAACGGCCACCCCCCUGGGGUGUGGGCCAACGGCAGUGCCCCCCAGCCCGAGCGGCGGCCCAAUGGCUACGCCCUGGGGCUGGUGAGUAGAGGGAGUGCCCCUGAGUCACGAGGGGACGUGGGCCUCCCAGACGUGGAGCUCCUCAGCCACGAGCUCGAGGGAGCGCGCCCAGAGUCCCCCAGCCUCGAGGGCCCCAGAGCCCAGGAUGGAGCAGGAGUGUCCUGAUAGUCCACUGGGUCUGCCCCUUCCAAAUGGAGGGGAUCGUUGUCUUGCUGGCUGGCGGAACCAGUCACGUUUGGGAGAAGCGUGCACAUGCCGGAGACCCCUCUCGUGGCCGGUUCCCACUUUGGACUGAGAGCAGGGAGCCCCGGCUGGAGCAGCAUGAGGCCCAGCAGGAAGGGGAUGGAGUCCGAGGAAGCGGACGUUUCAUGCUGGGAGGCGCUGCACCAGGCCAGGGCUCCAGCACCAGAGCACCUGGCUGGUCAGGGCUGGUCCCCAACUCCGGAAGCACCUGGACGUGCCACCGUGCCUCAGCAGAGCAGCUGUGGCAGAGCAGGCUGGCUGGCUGAGGCUGGGGAGUAGCUCCCAGGCCCCCUGCCACAGACACACCACCCGCCCCAGACUUUCCAAGGGUUCAGGAGCUGCUGUGCCUGGAGGUGACGUUUGACUUUUUUUCCAGGAGAAAACAUAAGCUGUGUGUGAGGAAACCCUUUGUAUCUUCUUAUCUUUCCUCCCUGGCUGCCGGGUCUGUUUAGGUCCUGCUGCUAACCUGGCACCAGGAUUUGGCCCAGGGAGUCCCAGGCACCCCUCUCCUGCUGCCGCGCUUCCCACGCGAGGUCGCGCGACUUGUAACAGCGGUGUCAGGGCGCGGGCGCAGGGGAGGGAGGAGGUCGGGGCUGGCCAGCACGGGGGUGGGGUGGGGGGGAGCCCAGGUGGCUCAGAGCUGCCUGGGUGGAGGCCCUGUCUAACCGCCUUUCCUUCUGAAGGGAGUGUUGUUGUUUUUUUUCCCCUGAGAUAAAGUAAAAAUGAGCCAUGAUGUGUUUUAAGCUUGUCACAAA